GCAUUAAUUAUCAUAUGGCCAUUGCGAGAAGAUCCGUUUUUGCAAUGGUAACAGCCAGCUGUCGUUUUGAAAAGUAACGACAGUUUCGAAAAAGAAAAUCGUUGUACCGCAGUGUGGGGUGUAGCGUCUCGCGGAGUCAAAUUAUCGAGUGCACGUUUGUAUAUUUUUGUCUGUGCGCGUGCAGUCGUCAGCUGGUUGAUACAAUAUGUGGUCGCGCCGCGUUCUGCUAGUCGCGGUGGCGGUCUGGGCCACGGCGGCACCAUCCACUGCCGAACUACUGGAAAUGGUGCUUUUGCACACCAAUGACAUGCACAGCCGAUUCGACGAGACGGACGCGUAUUGCAACGAGUGUCGUGAACAGGAUAUUGCGCAGAACAUAUGUUACGGCGGAUUUGCUCGAGUGGCCGCAGUGGUUAAACAGGAAAAAGCCAAAGCCAAGGAACAAAACCUGCCGUCGUUGUUCGUGGUGGCCGGCGACACUUACCAGGGUACGCCGUACUUCUCGUUUUUCAAAUGGAAACCCGUAGUCGACUUUAUCAACCAACUCAAACCCGACGUCACGACUUUGGGAAAUCACGAAUUCGACGGCGGUGUUCAGGGCUUGAUUCCAUACUUAAACCUUACGACAAGCAUACCUGUCGUCGUAUCCAAUAUGGAUCUGACAAAAGAACCGGAAUUGACAAAAUUUAUUCGUACGUCUUAUGUGUUGACACUAAAUGGUACCAAAGUGGGAUUCGUUGGAUAUCUGACACCAGACACAAAGAAUUUAGCGCAAAUCGAUGGCGUUCAAUUAUUGGAUGAAAUAGAAACAUUGAAAAAAGAAUCAAAACGUCUACGGGACCAAGGAGUAAAUAUCAUCAUAGGUUUAGGACACAGCGGCAUCGAAAGAGACAUACAGAUUGCGAAACAAGUGGAAGACAUCGACUUGAUCGUUGGUGGUCAUUCGCACACUUUUCUCUAUACCGGUGAACCUCCUGAUAUCGAUAAGCCGAUGGGCCCGUACCCUGUACUUGUAAAUUCAACGAACGGUAAAGUGAUACCCGUUCUACAAGCGUACGCACACACCAAGUACCUAGGUAAAGUCAAUAUUCGAUUUGACUCUGCAGGAAACUUGUUGGAAAUCAACGGCUCUCCAAUUUUAUUAAACUAUAAAAUUGAAAAAGAUCAAGAAAUGGAAGCGAUUGUCAAACAGUGGAAACCUAAAAUUGUCGAAGUAACAAGCGUAAAAGUUGGUCAUACCAUCGUCGAACUAAUGAAUACAUGCCAUACAUCCGAGUGUAAUUUAGGAAAUCUCAUAGCCGACGCAUUUGUAUUUUACAACCUUCGAAACACCAAUCAAAGUAUAACACAAUGGACUGACGCCUCAAUUGGAAUUAUUCAAGCCGGCGGUAUUAGGAGUUCCAUAAAUGAGACUGGGCACGACGGUGAUAUUUCUAUGGGACAGUUGUUAACUGUUAUGCCUUUUAUUAAUAAAUUAAUAAAACUAACAAUUCCCGGAAGCAGCGUCUUAGAAGCAUUUGAAAAUAGCGUUUUUGAUUAUGACGCCACCAGAGGCAGCAAUCAAUUUUUACAAGUAUCUGGAGCAUUGGUGGAAUACGACAUAACUAGGCCUCCAGGAAACCGAGUAGUUAAGCUUUUCCUCCGAUGCAGAGAAUGUCAAGUGCCCAAAUAUGAACCCAUCAUUCUAAAUGCCAACUACACAUUAAUCAUGCCAGAAUACAUAGCUAUGGGCGGAGAUAAAUUUACUUCAUUCGCAAAAGAACCUAGAGAAACUCAACCCAUUGGUGUAGAAGACUACAAUGCAACAGCCGUGUACAUGAAAAUGAUAAGUCCCAUUACCGUUGGGGUAGAAAACAGAAUCAGUUUCACAGUUAAUAAUGACAGUAGCAGUGCAGCUAAUCGAUAUGCAAGAAUUACAGACAUUUUAAUCAUAAGUGUCUUGACCGUAUUUGUUCACCAAUAUUAUUAUUUCCUAUAAAUUAAUAUAUGACAUACUCACAUUUGUAAUUAUAAAAAUAUCCAUUUUUAAAAAUUUUCGUUUUG
Molecule: messenger RNA, 2043 nt
Organism: Adelges cooleyi (spruce gall adelgid)
Lineage: Eukaryota; Metazoa; Arthropoda; Insecta; Hemiptera; Adelgidae
Product: protein 5NUC-like
Exons: 9
Coding region: 206-1978 (590 amino acids)
Biological process (GO): AMP catabolic process
Cellular component (GO): plasma membrane
Molecular function (GO): 5'-nucleotidase activity; nucleotide binding; metal ion binding
Source: RefSeq, a predicted model, not a curated record